UGCAGCGCAGCCAAAACAUACUUCUCGAAGCCGUGAAGCUGUGAUCGUGCAUUCUCCCAACGCCAUUGCAGGAAAUCGCAAGCCAAUAUGCCCCCAGUAGCUGCAGCAGGUGGGAUGGCGGGUCCUUCGACCUUCGACAAAUGGAAGAUGGGUGCCAUGAUGGGUAGCACUGUCGGUCUGAUCAUCGGAUUCAUCUUUGGCGCAACAAACAUCAUCAGAUUCGGACCAGGACCAAACGGCAUGAUGCGAACACUGGGGCAAUACAUGGUCGGCUCCGCAGCAACAUUUGGUUUCUUUAUGGGCAUAGGAACGACGAUACGAACAGACAGCUCGCCGAUCCUCCAGGAAGCCUUCAAGGCAGCACACAUGCGUAACAGGCAUCCAAUGAUCAUGCCUCUCGAUCGAUCGCAAAGGAGAUCGCAGGAGUCAUGAAGAUGAUUAAAGUGGGAUCGCGAUGUACAAAACAAUUGAAAGGAUACUGUAAAGAGGGAGUUCAGGCUGGCCGCUGCCGAGUGAAGCGGAAACACGAUCGCGCAGCAAGCCUUUCCGUGCUGUUGCUUGCAGUGCAGUCUCAGGGCAGGCGUUAUUUCACUCGUGCCAGCACUCAAUCGAGCUAGAAAUAGGGAAUGGCACUCCGUCUCGGUCGACAACACAUCCUUCUCCCCUCACACCCACUGACCAACAGCUCACACCAACGUUUGUGUUCCAAUGGGUCACGACAAGCACGGAGAACCAUUGCUUGAGACCGCUCGGAGAGGCGCCAAACAUUCAUCCGCAAUUCGUCGCGACUUUGAGCACUGCCAUCGCGCGCUGCACUACUGUCGGUUGCUAUUUUCCAAAACGGUCGUGCCUUCCCUGCCAAAAC
Messenger RNA from Cercospora beticola, 865 nucleotides. RefSeq names its product Mgr2p (gene MGR2). Gene Ontology annotation, biological process: protein insertion into mitochondrial inner membrane; protein import into mitochondrial matrix. Lineage: Eukaryota; Fungi; Ascomycota; Dothideomycetes; Mycosphaerellales; Mycosphaerellaceae. The record is from RefSeq and is a predicted model, not a curated record. Gene Ontology annotation, cellular component: TIM23 mitochondrial import inner membrane translocase complex.